GAGAAGUAUCACAGUAACUUAGAGCACAAAAUGCGUGUAAUGGCAGAUGUCAAGGCACGAAGGCAUGCUGCAAAGUUGCGAGAGGAAGAAUUUGAUGUUGUUGUAGAGAAUUUUUUAGAGAAAGUGAAGAAUGGGCCCCAGUUUGUCUGCUGUGUGUGCCAUAGGUUGAUGUUUAAACAUCAGGUCCUGCAGUGUCACAGAGAGCAUUACAGCAAAAGUGCAAGUGCUUCUCUUGUGAACACGUGCAUUAAUGAGGAUUAUUUGCACAAAUGUAGUGCAGAGUGCACGGUGCCUUGUUUGUUGUUGGAGUCUGGUAGAGGGCAGUUGUGGGUUUGCUACACUUGCCAUUACAAGAUUAGCAAAGGGGAAUUCCCACCUGAAUGUGUGGCAAAUAAUUUGGGGGUGGACCCGAUUCCUCCUGAGCUGGCUUGCUUAAACAGCUUAGAGCAACACUUGAUUGCACUAAAUAUCCCCUUCAUGAAAAUGCUAGCUUUGCCUAAAGGGGGGCAAAAUGGUGUCCAUGGGCCUGUGACUUGUGUUCCGGCCAAUGUUGUAGAAACGACAAAUUUGUUGCCACGGUCCAAUAUGGAAGGCUCUAUGCUCCGUGUCAAACUCAAAAGGAAGCUGACUUACAAAGGACACUACGAGUACCAUUUUGUUGACAGCAUGCACAUUCGUGAAGCCUUGAGGUAUCUGAAAGAGUCUAAUGUGCAUUAUGAAGAUAUAGAGUACAACGAGGAGUGGGUCAAUGACUUUUGUAGGGAACCUGAUGCCUCUCAGGUGGAGGACAGUGUUCCUGCAGUAGAUGUCACACCGCCUCUAGAUGCAGAAGAUGAGCUUCUCCAUGAUAGACAGCAACACUGCAUGUUUCAGGACACAUGUUUAAUGCCAGUUGACAUUGGUCAGGAAGCGCUAGAUCAGUAUUACGACAAUAUAUUGAAUGUGGCUCCGGCAGAAGGCAAUAAUCCUGUGAGGUUGCUUUCUGACCAUUCGAAUGAAGCUAGAUGUUUCCCAGUGUUGUUUCCACGCGGCCGUUUCACGUUUCAUGACACUCGACAAUAUAGGCUGACGGCGUCACGAUAUUUCAAUAAUCGUAUAAUGCAUGCUGAUAAGCGGUUUGGGCAGAAUGUGGAAUACAUAUUCUAUGCUCAGUACUUGUGUGAACUUGUGCAGGUGGUGUCGAGCAUUUCCAUUGCUUUACGCAAAGGAAUUGCUGGUUUGGUGGCAAAAAUGGCCAAGGAUUUGUUGACCAACGAUGAGUCGUUAAAGACAUUGUUGGAAUGUGACCAGGGCUAUCGUUUUCUGAAGCCCAUCAGAGGCACUCCAGCCUUUUGGCAGAGUACGCAGCGCGAUAUUUUGGCUUGUGUGCGUCAGCUUGGUGUUCCCACCUGGUUUUGCUCUUUUUCGUCUGCUGAUUUACGGUGGCAAAACUUGGUAGACUGUGUUUUGAGGCAAGAGGGUAGAACGCAAACGGCUGCAGAGUUGGAGUGGGCUGACAGGUGUGAUUUGUUGAGACGGAAUCCUGUGACUGCUGCACGGAUGUUUGAUUUCCGGUGGCAUGUCUUUCUCAGAGAGGUGAUAAUGUCUUCGAGCCAACCGAUUGGCAAAGUUGUAGACUAUUUUUACCGGGUGGAAUUUCAGCAGCGUGGUUCCCCGCAUGUACAUUGUUUGUUCUGGGUCGAGAAUGCCCCACGUAUUGAAGUGAACUCAGAUGAAGAAGUCACAAAGUUUAUUGAUAGAUAUGUUACUUGUGAAUUGCAGCCACAGGAUGAAGGAUUGACAGAGACAGUGUCUUCCGUACAGCAGCAUUCUAAGAGACACUCUAAAACGUGCAAAAAGAAAAACACAGUGUGUCGUUUCGGUUUUCCCAAACCUGUGUCAGGACGAACAUUUAUUAGCCAUCAGUUUGACGGACAGGGACAAAAAACAUGCACUUGUCAGGUUAGCCAAUCAACCGGUGUUAAAACAUGCACAUGUCCAAAAGCAUCCCAAAAUGCCGUAAACAUGAAAGCAGAAGAGGCGUCGGAAAUCAUAAAAUCCAUUAAAACAGCCCUGGCUGACGAGAACCACGCAUAUCAAAGCGUGGAACAUUUGUUCCAUAGUCUCGGUAUAACACAAAAUACUUUUGAGGCCGCACAUCGCCGCUUGGGUCGUCGUACGGAAGUCAUAAUGAAGCGUCAAAUCAAUGAGGUUUGGAUCAAUCCAUACAGCAAACCUCUGCUUAAAUGCUGGAAUGCUAAUAUGGACAUCCAGUAUGUCGUUGAUGCGUAUGCGUGCGUGGUUUAUAUAAUCUCGUAUAUUUCCAAAGCUGAGAGGGAGAUUGGAUUGCUGCUGAGUAAUGCCCAGAAAGAAGCAUCCAAACAGGCAAACGUCAGUGCCAAAGAGGCCUUAAAAAGUCUUGGCAGUGUGUACCUGCACAAUAGAGACGUGUGUGCACAAGAGGCCGUUUACCGGGUGACAAAUAUGCAUCUUAAGGAAUGCUCGCGCAAAGUAGUUUUUGUUCCAACAGGGGACAAUGUGGUCAAAAUGAGUUUGCCUGUGAGUGUUUUGCGUCAAAAAGCUUCAUCGGCCGAAUUAACAACGGAAGACAUGUGGAUGACCAGCAUUGUCGACCGUUAUAAAAACAGACCAAACGACGACACGUUUAAUGACAUGUGCUUGGCACAAUUUGCUUCGGAAUACCGCAUCAUUAGCAAAAACGAAAGGUCGGCAUCCAAAAUAGAACUUAAAAACAACUACGGACAUGUGACAAAACGUACACGGACCAAACCUGCCGUCGUACGCUCUGCGCGCUUUUCAGAAACCAAAAACCCAGAGUUGUAUUAUCGUAGCCUUUUGCAGUUGUAUCUGCCAUACCGAGUGGAUUUGCAGUUAAGACCUGCCAACUGCCCAACAUUUGAAGAAUUUUAUGACAAUGGUGCGGUCCGAUUAAAUGAUGGGUCGAUGCAUUCUGUUCGAUCCAUAGUGGAAACAAAUAAACAACAUUUCGACAGCGACGGGGAUGAACUGGACAGCAUCCAAAGAUCUAUUGAUCACAGCGGUGUUGCUGAGGAUGCGUGGUGUCUGCUGUGUCCAGAGCAAGAAUUGGAAAGGCUACAAUGCGAAGAAGAACGCCGGAAAAAACAACAGUUGGUCGAAGAAGAGGCAGAAGUAAUACCUGACUUGGCAAAUGAAAAUAGAACCGCUCUAAACUUACAAAAGCAAAAGUCAAUGAGUCGAAAUGAUGGCUUGGCAUUAAUCCGCUCCCUAAAUAAUACUCAAAUGGACAUUUUUUACAAAAUUAGACAGUGGUGCCUUGAUAAAGUAGGUGGGAGAAAACCCGAGCCUUUACACUUAUUCAUCACAGGUGGUGCCGGGACAGGAAAAAGCCACCUAAUUAAAGCCAUCCAAUAUGAGGCUACCAGGUUGUUGUCAACAAUGUGUCGGCAACCGGACAAUAUUUCUGUCUGUCUAGCUGCACCAACAGGGAUUGCUGCUUACAAUUUGAAUGCCACAACAAUACACAGCACAUUGAGCAUCGGCAAGGAUACCCGUUUGCCUUACACACCACUGGGUGAGGAAACGGUGAAUUCCUUGCGUGCCAAGUUCGCGGACCUCCAAAUUUUGAUUAUCGAUGAAAUAUCGAUGGUUGAUCACAAGUUGUUGACGUACAUUCAUGGUAGGCUCCGACAAAUUAAGCAAACCGGUGACUAUGCUGCAUUUGGCAACGUCAGCAUCAUCGCAGUCGGUGAUUUUUACCAGUUACCGCCAGUCAAAGGAAAGCCUCUUUAUGUCGAAGACGCCACUUUCAACUUGUGGACAAAUCUUUUCAGUGUUGUCGAACUGACAACGAUAGUCCGGCAAAAAGAUAAUCAGUUUGCAGCAUUGCUAAAUAGACUCCGCAAACAUCCAAAAGGCGCGGCGUUGUUGGAAACAGACAUAGAACUUUUGAAACAGCGCGAAACGGGUGAGGUCAGCUCCGCGUUACAUGUGUUUCCAACCAAUCAACAAGUAAACGAAUACAAUCUAAAACAGCUUUUCAGGAUCUGUCCGGAGUACACGACGAUAAAAGCUGAGGAUUUCAGCCAAAACAAAAAAUCCGGUAAAUUAGAAAGAAAAGUAGGGCACCACAGCAAAGUUUACAACACGUGUUUAGAGGAAACUCUGCACAUCGCUAAAGAUGCACGUGUAAUGCUUUGCAAAAACAUCGAUAUUGACGACGGCUUAGUUAACGGGGUUAGUGGCACUGUCUCUGAUGUUCUUUUCCAAAAGGAUGACACAUUUCCGAGUAAGAUCUAUAUAAAGUUUGAUGAUGCCAAAGUAGGUCAACAAAGGCGCGCACAAACUGCUGAGUCUGUCACGCUAAAAGACAGUACAUUUAUUCUGCCAGAGGAAGAAAAAGUAACUAAAAGUGGUGGCAUGCGUCGCCAGUUCCCUCUGAAGCUCGCUUGGGCUUGCACGGUACAUAAAGUCCAGGGUGUUACCGUGAGCAAUGUAGUUGUGUCUCUAGACAGGGUGUUUUCCGCAGGGCAGGCGUAUGUUGCAUUGAGUCGGGUCACAGCUUUAGACGGUUUGAUUAUUGAAAAGUUUAAUGCCGAAAAGAUUUACUGUAAUGAUGCCAUUAAGAAUGCUGUAGGUAGGAUGCCAGCAUUUUUGACAGAAAGUGAACCAACACAAACAAAUGUACAACCACCACAUUUCACAAUUUAUUUGAUGAAUGUCCAAAAUUUGACAAAACAUGCGUCAGAUUUGGCAGCAUGUACACAGCACCUGCAGCCUAACUGCAUCGCUGUGACAGAAACGUGGCUGCCAACGGCAUGUACACCCAGCAGUGUAACCAUUCCUGGGUAUCAUUUCCAUAGCCAACCACGAUGUUUGUCUUACUCCAGCAGUAACCCUGCUUUGGUAGAAUUACAAGGGCAACAGCAUGGCGGAGUUGGCAUGUACAUUGCAGACCACCUGCACUGUAGUGUUGUCUCCGCCCCAAACUUCAACUUGGAAGUUUUACUGGUGAACUGCUCCUCACCCAGUGUGUUAAUAGCAGUUGUGUAUCGACCACCCUCCUAUCCAAUGGCGUUGUUUCAAGGUCACCUUGGCACGCUGCUGGAUUGGUUGCACCAGAAGUACGCCAGCAUUGUCGUACUGGGAGAUUUUAAUGAAAAUUUGUUAAAAUCUUCCACUAUCAGCACAUUCAUGGCUAGGAAAGGGUUCUGCCAGUCAGUCAAACAUCCUACCACAGAAAAGGGUACACUAAUUGACCAUGUAUAUGUCAAAACAUCACACUUUGAUGUAGAAUCGGUUGUGAUGCCCACUUAUUUCAGUGAUCAUGAAGGGAUUUUGUGCUCUUUUAAACACUAAAUUUAAAACGCACACACACGCACAUACACAUUCCACUUCAGCGUUCUUCUGGCAGUCUUAUGGUGUAAGUGUAGUGUAUAGUGUAAAAUAGGUUUAGGUUCAACCAGUGGACAAUUUACAAUCCACGAGUUUACUUGCCCACGAGAACGGUGGAUUGUAUUUGUCAAUCACUGAAUGAACGUGUAAGUGUAGUGUAUAGUGUAAAAUAGGUUUAGGUUCAACCAGUGGACAAUUUACAAUCCACGAGUUUACUUGCCCACGAGAACGGUGGAUUGUAUUUGUCAAUCACGGACUAAAAGUGAAAUCACUGGUCAUAGUUAAGAUCCCAGUUUCUGUCAAACCAGUAAAUUAACAUGUAAAUAUUGUAAACAUGUAAAUAUUGUAAACAUGUAAAUAUUGUAAACAUGUAAAUAUUUGACAUCUGCUUGUAUUUUAAAUAAUGUAAAUAUGUAUAUAUGUAAAUAUGUAUAUAUGUAAAUAUGUAUAUAUGUAAAUAUGUAAAUGUGUAUAUAUGUAAAUAGUACCUGAUGAAAUGAUCCCAGUGCUGCCUCACUCACCUGUCCUCUUGUCUUGAUAGUUACCGCCUGUCUGCCUUAAAGUUAAAUACUAAAGGGAUUCAAACCUUUUUCAACAGUUAUUUUUCUAACCAAAUUGUAUUAGUCAAUCACUGCCGCAAAAUUCAACCACUGCCCACUAUUAAGAAUUAAAGGGAUUAAAACUAAGACUUUUCUGAACACGUUGGUAUUUUUCUAACCAGUGGACAUUUUCCAAUCCGCGAGUUUACUCUUCCGAGAACGGUGGAUUGUGUUUGUCAAUCACUGGCGAAAAAUACGUUUUUUCAGACACGGUAAUGCAAACAAUGAGGGCAAUGUAAAUAUGUAAAUGAAUAUGUGAAUAUGUGAAUAUGUAAAUAUGUAAAUAUGUAAAUAUGUAAAUAUGUAAAUAUGUAAAUAUGUAAAUAUGUAAAUAUGUAAAAAUGUAAAAAUGUAAAUAUGUGAAUGUAUAUUGUGACUAACCUCUGCUCUUGUCUUUCCAGUUGCCGGCUGUCUUCAGUUCCACGCACAUGAUCUUUAUAUUAAACAUAGUAGCAGUAGAAGUACAUGCGUAGAUUUAACAUAGUAGCAGUAGAAGUACAUGCGUAGAUUUAACAUAGUAGCAGUAGAAUAGCAUAGAAGUAAAACUAAUCCCAUAAGUGCAUCAUACCAACUAUUAUAAUAGCAAUGUAGUCGUUUGCAUGCAUGUGAGUUUUCAUCAACAGGACAAGACCCCUCUGACGGUGUGAGUGUCCUCUGACAACUGCUGCAUGUGUGAAUGCUGGCUGCUUCCAGAGGAGCUCCCACCGUUGCACCUUGACAUCCACCCAUUGAUGACUAGAUAGGAUACUGGUGAUUCCGGGAACUGGUCAUCGUGGGACUGCAACUGCUGAUCCUUUCCUCCACCCAUUCUUAAUCCUCUGUCCUUUCUUCACCACUGUCUACCUACCAUCUCUCCAUGUCAUCCCUCUCAACCCAACCGGUCGAGACAGAAGGCCGCCCCAUAGAGCCUGGGUUCUGUCCAAGGUUUCUCAAAGAGUUUUUCCUUGCCUCCGUUGCCAAGUGCUUGCUCGUGUGGGGUUCAGUUGGUUCUCUUUCUAGAUAGCUUCCAUAUGAUGAUUAGAAUUGGCACUAAAUAAAAUAAAUUGGCUUGACAUAACUGCUUUUGUCAUUUCUGCAUGUUUAGUACAUAAGCCCACACGUGUUCAUUCAUAGUUUAGACAAUCUACAAUGUCAACUUGGUCUCUGCUGCUAUCCUGCAAAACACUCC
Molecule: messenger RNA, 7140 nt
Organism: Doryrhamphus excisus (bluestripe pipefish)
Lineage: Eukaryota; Metazoa; Chordata; Actinopteri; Syngnathiformes; Syngnathidae
Source: RefSeq, a predicted model, not a curated record